AUGUAUGCCAAGCGCGCCGUCGUGCAUUGGUACGUCGGAGAGGGUAUGGAGGAGGGUGAGUUCUCAGAGGCCCGUGAGAACCUUGCGAUGCUCGAACACGACUAUGCCGCAGUUUCCGGUGAAGCGGAUGAGGAUGAGGACGAAUACUAA
Molecule: messenger RNA, 150 nt
Organism: Chondrus crispus (carragheen)
Lineage: Eukaryota; Rhodophyta; Florideophyceae; Gigartinales; Gigartinaceae
Exons: 1
Coding region: 1-150 (49 amino acids)
Biological process (GO): microtubule cytoskeleton organization; mitotic cell cycle
Cellular component (GO): cytoplasm; microtubule
Molecular function (GO): structural constituent of cytoskeleton; GTP binding
Source: RefSeq, a predicted model, not a curated record